CACUUCCAUCAAAUUGAGAUGUGCGCAAGCGCGGUAUGGGUUGACACUAACAGAAAGCUAGCUAGACGAAGUGAGGCCAUCUGUUAUUUAUAUGGCAGCUAGCUAUCAAGUUUAGAGAUGGCACACUUUUCACUUUCCUACUGUCGUGUAUGAUAUAGCUAGUUAUGUAGUUGCUGUAGCUAGUUAGCGCUUGGUAGUGUGUAACGUCACUGCUGUUGUUUUUUUGUCUGUAGCAAUUGUUUUAGCUAGCUUACGCUUGCUAGUUAACGCGUUAGAGGAAAUGGCAGAGUUUCUGCAAAGAUUUAACGUUUUGAAAUUUGGUUGGCGACUCCUGAAAUCAAGUCACGCAGGAGCAGGCAAACAACUUUAUAUCUCGUAUUUGUCAUCACGGAGUUACAGCAAUGUAAGUCGAAUAUUUCAUUGUUGAUUCUGAUUCGUUUAUAGUUAGCUAGCUAACUAGUUACCAUAAUCAAACUUUGAUUCAAAGUGUGGUCACUCAAUAUUCACAUUCCAGAUAGCUAGCUACAAAUCUCAGUUUCAAACGCACAGUUAUCCAAUCUGGUGACUUUGAUAAUGGCAUUUGCAUGGUAAACCACUGACAUAAUAUUUUCAUCCGAGUUGGCUAGAUUAGCUAGACAGUUUCCCUUGUGUCACCUUUACACUUGCUUGUCCUUAAUGACCCACAGUCCCUGCCAAUACUGUCCUAAAAAUACCACUCCCAACCGGCUGAAACUUGAAAGAGUUGGUUGACAGGGACAGAAUAUAGUACAUGUAAACACACCACUAUGAUACAGUAUGUUCACUGCCUGUCUUUACCUGUCCUUGGCUUGGACAGCCCCCUUACAGAAGGGAACCAGUUCAGGACAUUGCUGUUGCGUAACUGUUGGGCUGGUCACUGUAUCACUGCAGACUAAUCCCACUACUAACCCACCUUAAAGGCCUACCAUAAAGAAAAUGAGGGUGGUCCGGCAUGUAGACCUAAGGCCUACACACAUACAAGGAUGCGAGACCACUACUGUAAACCAUCAAGUCUCAAAGUCCACUAAAGAAAGGCUGCACGUCACACACCAUUCCUAUUUCUCCACAGGGCCACAACUUGUUCGGGCUCCUCUUCGACAUCGAUGGGGUGCUGGUGCGGGGCCGCACACCCAUCCCUGCAGCCAAACAGAUCUUCAGGAACCUGGUGGACAGGAAAGGGAAGUACAAGGUGCCUGUGGUGUUUGUGACCAACGCAGGGAACUCUAUGAGGCAGACCAAAGCUGAACAACUGUCACACCAGCUGGAGGUGGAGGUGAGGGAUGCAUCAUAUUGUCAUAUAGCACCCAACAAUCCUGCACUAACAUCUGGGUCAUAUUGUCAUAUAGCACCCAACAAUCCUGCACUAACAUCUGGGUCAUAUUGUCAUAUAGCACCCAACAAUCCUGCACUAACAUCUGGGUCAUAUUGUCUCACCUGCUGGAGGUUGAGGUCAGGGAUGCGUCUUGGUCAUGUUGUCAUGUCUCACCUACUGGAGGUGGAGGUCAGGGAUGCAUCUUGCAGCCAACAAUCCUGCACUAACUGGUUCUGUGCUUUACUGAUUGUUUUGCUUGUGUUUUCCCCCACAGGUGUCUCCAGACCAGGUGAUGCUGUCCCACAGUCCUUUGCGUAUGUUCAGUCAAUAUCACAACAUGUGUGUGCUGGUGUCAGGUCAGGGCCCAGUGCUGGAAGUGGCUUACAAGUAUCCUUACUAAUCUCCAGGCAGAGCAGUGAUCAUGGGGGUGACUCUCUCCUAGACAUUUUGAAGAGAGAUAGAUGAUCUAUGUAACAGAGCAGCAGUGAUAAUUGGGACGACUGUGAGAUGUCUAGGGAUAUACACAACAUUUCAGUCAUUUUAAAAGUGGUGAAGAGCAGUACACUAUGUAUAGAUUAAGUCUCUAUUGUCCUCUAAAGGGAUGUCCUUUCACAGCCAACUAUGUAAAAUGUACACUGCGAUCAAAACUGAUGUGCAGACUGUAAUACAAUAGAAGACAUCUAUUGGGCAAAAUAGGCACACAUUUGUUUUCCUGAGCCAUUCAGUAGUCCAAGAAAGAUGAGGUCUUUGUCUAGAUUUUGCUUCAACUGUUUGGUAAACAGUAGGACGGUUUAAAGGGGCAAUCUGCAGUUCCAACAAUAACAAAGCAUGAACCCCCCACUGUUGCAGUAAACAGCUGAGGGAUGGGGCUGGAGAAUUGUAACCACUCUCAAAUUCAUAGACAUCGUUUCUGAUGCAAGGACUGACCAUCCAUGAUACAUUGUAGUUUAAACCAUGUUUUGAGGCUUUAGUGAUUGUUUACAAACAGUGGAGUAAAACAAGCCUAUAUUUUGGGUUCUGAUGGGAUACAACAGUUGAACUAAGCUCGUGAGGCAUUUAUAAGUUAUAUUCUUCAAGAAUCAAUGGGUAUAUCAUUAAUUUAAAAGACCAAUAAUUUAAAAGUGCAGAUUGCCCCUUUAAUCCCAGCAUAACCUUUUUAAAUGCUCACUGUUGUGCUGCUCUCCCUCUAUGAAUGUGUUGCAUUGUCUUGCUCUGUUUAAUGUUCUGUUAUUUUCAGUUUGACCUUUAACCUAUCCAACACCAGUCUGGGAUUUCAGAAUGUUGUUACCAUAGACAUGCUGAGGGAUGCCUAUCCUCUCCAGGACAUGGUGGAUCACAACAGAAGACCCAAAGACAUGGUGAGGGUUUAGUUGGGGGAGAAAGGGUGUGACCUGGGUUGUGUUCAGCAGGAACAAACUAAUAAUGGUAUGAAAGAGGAGAAUAGAGAGCUAAAUUAGACCUUUAUGAUGCAUACGUUCUUAUGGAUUUACCGUUCGGAUCUCCAGCAUGUUUACAGAGUGUUGAAUUAUCUUACAGGUUCCACCAAGUAAAGAGUUACCCCCGAUAGAAGGUAAUAUAAAAAUAAAACAUUUUUAAACUUACAGAAGAUUGACUUUUGACUGAUUGACUGUCUUAACUUUGUUUUUUUUUAGCCAUCAUUCUGUUUGGCGAGCCAGUCAGAUGGGAGACCAACCUCCAGCUAAUAAUGGACGUGCUCUUAACCAAUGGGAAGCCUGGGAAUGCCCUGACAACACUGCAGUACCCUCACAUCCCAGUGCUGGCCUGUAACAUGGACCUGAUGUGGGUGGCUGAGGCCAAGAACCCCAGGUGGGAACACAUACUUACACUGAGCAUACCAUCAAGGCGAUUUAGCUCAGUCUCAGUGAACCUGUAGCCAAAUUGUUGAAAACAACUGUAAAUGUCCCUGUUUGCUAGGUUUGGUCAUGGCAUGUUCCUGGUGUGUCUCGAGAGUCUGUAUAAGAAGGUGACUGGCUGUGAGCUGAAGUAUGAAGCUCUGAUCGGAAAGCCCAGUGUGGUGACCUAUAACUACGCUGAGCUGCUCAUCCGACAGCAGGCUGAGAGUCUGGGCUGGACUGAGCCUGUGGAGAGACUCUACGCCAUCGGGUGAGACUGCCUGCCUGGGUUACAUACUGUUUAUGCCAUCGGGUGAGACUGCCUGCCUGGGUUACAUACUGUUUAUGCCAUCGGGUGAGACUGCCUGCCUGGGUUACAUACUGUUUAUGCCAUCGGGUGAGACUGCCUGCCUGGGUUACAUACUGUUUAUGCCAUCGGGUGAGACUGCCUGCCUGGGUUACAUACUGUUUAUGCCAUCGGGUGAGACUGCCUGCCUGGGUCACAUACUGUUUAUGCCAUCGGGUGAGACUGCCUGCCUGGGUUACAUACUGUUUACGCCAUCGGGUGAGACUGCCUGCCUGGGUUACAUACUGUUUACGCCAUCAGGUGAGACUGCCUGCCUGGGUUACAUACUGUUUACACCAUUGGGUGAGACUGCCUGCCUGGGUUACAUACUGUUUACGCCAUUGGGUGAGACUGCCUGCCUGGGUUACAUACUGUUUACGCCAUUGGGUGAGACUGCCUGCCCGGCGUAGAUACUGUUUCAAUCAGGCCUGGGUCACAUCUUUGCAUUCCAACUUGACUAUUUAACUCAAGUUCCUUAACUCUCUGCCUUCCCUCCCGUCUCUCCCUCAGUGACAACCCCAUGGCAGACAUCUACGGCGCCAACCUCUACAACCGCUACCUACAGUCCUGCCACCGCACCCGGGCCCUGAUGCAGCUCAAAGGGGGGGGAGGGGGGGAGCCUCAGAGCCAACCCCUGGAGGACGCCCACGAAAUGACCUGUGCCGAGAUGGGAGGCGUUACAGGGGUGUACGGGGGCGAGGAGCCCCUCCCUAUGGGGUGCAGCUCCAUCCUGGUGUGUACGGGGGUGUACAGCCGGGACCAGCAGGAGCUGCCACCUGACCCCAGGCAUACGGUUACAGAGCAUCAGAUCUUCCACGGUCACAGGGACUUCCGCUUCGACCCCAACCUGACCCAGCCAUCCUUCAUGGUGCAGGAUGUGAAGGAGGCUGUGGAGCUGGUGUUCCAGCAGGAGGGAUGGCCUCUGGAGUAGGAGGGGCCUGAGUCUCAAUACUGUCCUGUCCCGUACCCUGUUCACAGCACUGCCUGCCAAGUAAAUUAACAGCCCCUCAAUGUCUGGGUCUAUAAGGCUGUGUUUACACAGGCAGCACAAUUC
Coregonus sp. 'balchen' is the source of this 4583-nucleotide messenger RNA. NCBI's taxonomy places the organism in Eukaryota, Metazoa, Chordata, Actinopteri, Salmoniformes, Salmonidae. The record is from the annotation of a GenBank genome assembly.